AGCCAUCGCCCCACGCCAGCUCCUCCCACACAUAAGCCUGUAGUGGUCCCUCCUGAGUUGCCAUAGCACUCCCGCACUCUGCACAGCCGCUUCUCCUGCACCAAUAACCCCAUCACUACCGCACUCUCACCACCGGCGGUAGCAGCGGCUGUUACUCUGUGUCUCCGGGAUAGAGGCCGCACUGUCUCCAGCGCCUCUAACUGCACUCGCAGGCGGCGGCCAUUUUGUUGAAGCUUUCUUUCGCAAACUUUGUAUCUGCAGCAUCAUGUGUCAUGCCUAGGCGUUAGUAGACAAGAAAAUAGAGAGACCAGGAGGCAUCGAGGACGCGUUUUUUUUUUCUAGCAGGAACAGCAGGAGAGAGAGACUUGUAUAUAUUAUCUGUUAUCGUCUGAAGAAAAUGAGUGAAAAUAUAUUAAACAUCACCCUGGAGAUCAUCUACCUGCUGACUGGUGAGGAUUACAUAGUAGUGAAGAAGACAACUGGUGAACGUGUGACACACAGCAUCCGGCUCUGUGGGUCAGGAGGACUGAGAAGGACACAGAGUCCCAUCCUGGUGCCUCCACCUCACUCACUGAUACAUGAGAGGCACAAUGACCAGAAGAUCCUGGAACUCACCAACAAGAUCAUUCAGCUGCUGACUGGAGAGGUUCCUGUAAGGUGUGAGGAUAUCUCUGUCUAUGUCUCCAUGGAUGAGUGGGAGUAUAUAGAAGGAUAUAGAGGUCUGUACGAAGACGUGAUGAUGGAGAAUCACCAGACACUGAAGAGGGAUAUGACAGAGAGGCUAUUAAAUCUCUACUUGGACAUCGUCUGUCUACUGACUGGAAAGGAUUGCAUAGUAUCGAAGACCUCUGGUAAAUGUGUGACACCCAGCAGCCAUCCCCAUGUGUCAGGAGGACUGAGCAGGACCCAGAGCCCCAUCCCGGUGCCUCCACCUCACUCACUGAUACAUGAGAGAUACAAUGACCAGAAGAUCCUGGAACUCACCAACAAGAUCAUUCAGCUGCUGACUGGAGAGGUUCCUAUAAGGUGUGACGAUGUCGCUGUCUAUUUCUCCAUGGAGGAGUGGGAGUAUAUAGAGGAACACAGGGGUCUGUACAAGGACGUGAUGAUGGAGAAUCACCAACCCCUCACAUCAAUGGAUGUAUCAGGUAACAGGAAUACCCCAGAGAGAAGUCCCCGUCCUCUUUGUUCACAGGAUCAUACAGAGGAGAAUCACAGUGUCCCACAGGAGGAUCAGGUAAAAGAUCUAAUUAUUAAAGUAGAAGAUAUAAAAGAUGAAGAGGAGACGUAUGUGUGGGGUGUUCAGCAGUGUAAGGAGGAGGAAAUCCCUACAGGUAUCAGCACAGCAGAUGGACACAACAGCAGGAGUAACUUGGGGAGACAUCUCAUAGUAUCUCCAGAAAUAGACAAUAACAACUUCUCACAGGAUGCUACAGGAGCAAACCCCAUUACCCCAAGUUUACAUCCAGCAUUUCAUGGUGCACAUAUAUCAUCUGAUCCUUCAAAUCAUGAAGAUUGUGCCCCUGAUAAUUCCAGUAUUGUUACACACAGUUUAGAUCAUACAGAUGAUAAUCCAUUUUCAUGUUCUGAAUGUGGGAAAUGUUUUACAAAGCAGUUAAGUCUUUCUAUACAUCAGAAGAGAGUUCACAAAUCUGAGAGGCCAUUUCCGUGUUCUGAGUGUGGGAAAUGUUUUAAACUGAAAGGGGAUCUUAAUAGACAUAAAAAAAUCCACACAGGUGUGAAGCCAUUUUCAUGUUCUGAGUGUGGGAAAUGUUUUAUACAUCAGUCAGCACUUGAUUCACAUCAGCGAACUCACACAGGUGAGAAGCCAUUUUCAUGUUCUGAAUGCGAAAAAUGUUUUGCUUGUCAAGGAACACUUGAUGGACAUCGGAGAUCUCACACAGGUGAAAGACCAUUUUGGUGUUCUGAGUGUGGAAGAGGCUUUAUGAAGAAAGGAGAUCUUAAUAGACAUCAGAGAUCUCACACAGGUGAGAGACCAUUUCAGUGUUCUGAAUGUGGGAAAUGUUUUGCACUGAAAGGAGUUCUUGAUAAACAUAAGAGAGUUCACACAGGGGAGAGGCCAUUUUCAUGUGCUGAAUGUGGAAAAUGUUUUAUGAGUUCAGCAAACCUAAUUAAGCAUCAGAGAGUUCACACAGGAGAAAAUCCAUUUCCAUGUUGUGAGUGUGGGAGAUGCUUUAGUGUGAAAUCAGAGCUUGUUAAUCACCAGAGAGUACACACAGGUGAGAAGCCAUUUACAUGUUCUGAAUGUGGGAAAUGUUUUACACGUCAGGGAAUACUUGCUGCACAUAAGAGAACCCACACAGGUGAGAAGCCAUAUUCAUGUUUUGAAUGUGGGAAAUGUUUUGCACAGCAGGGAACGUUGGAUGACCAUCGGAACACUCACACGGGUGAAAAGCCAUUUCCUUGUUCUGAAUGUGGGAAAUGUUUUACACGGAAAAAAAACCUUUAUAGACACAUGGCAGUUCAUACAGAUGAUAGUCCAUGUUCAUGCUCUGAAUGUGGAAAGUGUUUCAAAUCUAAAUCAGAUCUUUUGUUUCAUCAGAGACUUCACACAGAAGAAAAACAAUGUCAUUUUGUUGGUACAUAUGUCUUAGAUAAGGAGAUUUAUGGUAGACUCUUUCUGCAAGACAAAAGCUGUCCCUGUGUGUCAGGAGGACUGAGCAGGACCCAACGUCCCAUCCCGGUGCCUCCACCUCACUCACUGAUACAUGAGAGGCACAAUGACCAGAAGAUCCUGGAACUCACCAACUAUUUCUCCAUGCAGGAGUGGGAGUAUAUAGAGGAACACAGGGGUCUGUACAAGGACGUGAUGAUGGAGAAUCACCGGCCCCUCACAUCACCGGAUGGGGCCAGUAACAGGAAUACCCCAGAGAGAUGUCCACGUCCUCUUUAUCCACAGGAUUCUAUAGAGGAGAAUCACAGGAUCCCACAGGAGAGUCAGGGUGAAUAUCUGAGUCAUAUCAAAGUAGAAGAUAUAAAAGAGGAAGAGGAGGAGACGUAUGUGAUGGGUGAUAAGCUGUGUAAGGAGGAAGAAAUCCCUACAGGUAUCAGCACAGAUGGGGCCAGUAACAGAAAUACCCCAGAGAGAUGUCCCCAUCCUCUUUAUUCUGAGGAUCAUACAGAGGAUAGUCACAGUGUCCCACAGGAGGAUCAGCAUGAGGACCUGACUGAUUUUAAAGUAGAAGAUAUAAAAAAGGAAGAGGAGAUGUAUGUGAUGGGUGAUCAGUUAUGUAAAGAGGAGGAAAUCCCUACAGAUAUCAGCACAGCAGAUGGACACAACAACAGGAAUAACUCGGGGAGACAUCUCAUAGUAUCUCCAGAGUGUGAGAGAGACGAUAACUUCUCCCAGGAUUGUCCAGGAGAAAGCCCCAUUACCCCAAGGAUACAUCCAGCUUUAUCAUCUGAUCCUUCUAAACAUGAAGACUGUGUCCCUGAUAAUUCCAGUAUUGUUACACAGUGUUCAGAUCGUACACCAUUUUCAUGUUCUGAAUGUGGGAAAUGUUUUACAAAGCAGUUAAGUCUUUCUAUACAUCAGCAGAGAGCUCACAAAGCAGAAAAGCCUUUCCCGUGUCCUGAGUGUGGGAAAUAUUUUAAAAGGCAUUUUAGUGUUACUAAACAUCAGAGGAGUGUUCACACAUCUGAGAAACUUUUUCCAUGUUCUGAAUGUGGGAAAUGUUUUGGAGUAAAUAAAAAUCUCAUUAAUCAUCAAAAAGUCUACACAGGUGAGAAGCACUGUUCUUGUUCUGAGUGUGGGAAAUGCUUUAGAGAGAAAUCAAAGCUUAUUAAUCAUCGUAGAGUCCACACAGGUGAAAGGCCAUUUUCAUGUUCCGAGUGUGGGAAAUGUUUUACACAUCAGGGACUAGUUAAUAGACAUCAGAAAACUCACACAGUUGAGAAACCAUUUUCCUGUUCUGAAUGUGGGAAAUGUUUUAGAGUGAAAGCAAAGCUUAUUAAUCAUCAUAGAGUCCACACAGGUGAAAAGCCAUUUUCAUGUUCCGAGUGUGGGAAAUGUUUUAAACAUCAGGGACUAGUUAAUAGACAUCAGAAAACUCACACAGGUGAGGAACCAUUUUCCUGUUCUGAGUGUGGGAAAUGUUUUAGAGUGAAAACAAUGCUUAUUAAUCAUCAUAGAGACCACACAGGCGAGAAGCCAUUUUUAUGUGCUGAGUGUGGGAAAUGUUUUACACAUCAGGAACAACUUAAUAGACAUCAGAAAACUCACACAGGUGGGAAACCAUUUUCCUGUUCUGAGUGUGGGAAAUGUUUUAGAGUGAAAUCAAGUCUCAUUAUUCAUCAAAGAGUUCACACAGGUGAGAAGCCAUUUCAAUGUUCCGAGUGUGGGAAAUGUUUUACACAGAAAAUAAAUCUUGUUGCACAUCACAGAAUUCACACAGGUGAGAAGCCAUUUUCUUGCUCUAAAUGUGGGAAAUGUUUUACACAUCAGAGAUCACUUGAUGAACAUCAGAGAACUCACACGGGUGAGAAUCUAUUUUCAUGUUCUGCAUGUGGAAAAUGUUUUAUGCAUAAAAGUUCUCUUCAUAAACAUAAGAGAGUUUUCACAGGAGAAAAACACUGUGUAUAAGCUACUAUAAAUAUAGAAAUUGCAGCAAUACUUACAAUACUGUGUUACUUCUUUGGGUUCCAUAGGCUCCACAGGGUCAUCAAACAAUUAAGCUUUUAGGUAUCCCAAAAUGCUCCGGUCCUUCCCCUCCUAUAAUCCGCCUCCAUGCUCAGGCAUAGCAGUUUUGUUUUGGUGCCGGCAGGAAUCAGAUCACCAUUUAAACCAGGGAUGGGGAACCUUCGGCCCUCCAGCUGUUGUUGAGCUACACAUCCCAGAAUGCCCUGCAAC
Messenger RNA from Pseudophryne corroboree (corroboree frog), 4870 nucleotides. RefSeq names its product oocyte zinc finger protein XlCOF7.1-like. Gene Ontology annotation, cellular component: nucleus. The record is from RefSeq and is a predicted model, not a curated record. The coding region runs from base 398 to 4603 and encodes 1401 amino acids. Gene Ontology annotation, biological process: regulation of transcription by RNA polymerase II. NCBI's taxonomy places the organism in Eukaryota, Metazoa, Chordata, Amphibia, Anura, Myobatrachidae. Gene Ontology annotation, molecular function: RNA polymerase II cis-regulatory region sequence-specific DNA binding; DNA-binding transcription factor activity, RNA polymerase II-specific. The transcript is spliced from 16 exons.